Messenger RNA from Phanerochaete carnosa HHB-10118-sp, 2089 nucleotides. RefSeq lists its product as uncharacterized. Bases 89 to 1648 code for a protein of 519 amino acids. The transcript is spliced from 6 exons. The record is from RefSeq and is a predicted model, not a curated record. NCBI's taxonomy places the organism in Eukaryota, Fungi, Basidiomycota, Agaricomycetes, Polyporales, Phanerochaetaceae.
CCGAUUCUCCAUACGAUCUCAAGCUUCAAGCAGCGGCUCACUCGAUCUCGUUCGGUCUGGCCCAUAAAUUCUCUCUUUGACAAAUGCAAUGAAAGACUACGAUAUUCCGAAGGUCGACAGGAACAAUCCUCUGUACUGCCCCUCCGUACCUGCAGUGGUAUUUCUGGAGUCUAUUCGGCGGAAGAUACACGACAAAGGCGGCAUUAGCAGGGAAAGCACUCCAGAAUUUUCUCCAGAUCAUGAAAAUCGUCACUCAUUGUCUUCUUUUACUCGGCUACUCGACAAAUCGGUUACUGACGACGACCUGCUUGAACUUCUGUAUAACCCCGGCCACUCUGAGACUCUUCUGGGCAACGGCGACAACUCUGGCGAUACAAAUUUGAGCAGCGUUCUGCAAGGCGUGACAUCUCGUGGCUUGACUGUUCCUGUCUCUCCCCAAGUUUAUGCAUGCGACUGCCUCAUCAAGGAAGAGGAAAGCUCGAUUUCGUUCAGCGAUCUCCGAGGCCCUGCCAAACGUGAAAUGUCUCUACCAUCAGGCAACGAAGGAUCAUUCGAGAUCAGUGGAAAAGCGGAUCCGAUCGUCUAUUUUGCGCGGAGCAGCUCGCCAUACAACGUACAUAGGCGAUGCUUUCUGGUUGCGCCUGAGCCCGAAAAUGGCUGGAGAGCCAGGGCUCACGAACUACAGGAGAAAUUAUCGAGGCUUGGAGGUGCAGUGUGUCUCGACGGCGCAUUUCAUAGUGUUAACACCGCAUGUAUGCUAGACGAGUUGUACGGUGCCGCCGUUGGGACAGAGACACCUCGCGGGAUGAGGAACUUGAUAUCGCGCUUGGACAAACUACUCCCUGGCGUUCGUCUCACAACCAAGCUCUCUAAGGUGGUGAGCCAUCAAGACAUAAUAGAUAUUCUCUGCUCGAACGGCUUUGUUAAUACCCGUGUCCUUGAUGCCUUCCGUACAUCCGAGGUUGAGUUUCUCGAUUUAACUACCUCUCUGGCAGAGGAAGAUGGGCUGAACAUGGACGCUCGAGAUAUCUUGAAAGUCUUGGCUAAGCCUAAUAGCUUCCUCUUUGUGCAUGAAAUCAACCUUAGUGGAACAACGCUCCGUGACUCGGACAUUGCAUGCUUACACCACCUUCCUCGUUUGGCCCGACUCUGGCUACAAGAUACCGGAGUAACGAAUCAAGCAGUCUUUCUACUACUACCCUUGAAGCGCUGCCUUCAAGAAUUGGACAUUGCAUAUAAUCCGGAUAUCAAUGAUGAUGUCAUUGUCGCCUUCGACAUGCUUUCCAGGCUCUCGUACCUUAAGUUACUGGGCACAAGUAUCACCAUCGCCGGCGUGCGUCGUUUGACCACAUAUCUCAGGCGACGCGGAUAUGCUAUGGCUCUCGAAGUCCCUGCAUCUUGUGAAGACUACCUACGGCAACUUCACCUCAAGUACAUUUCUCAUCCCGGACCACCACUCAUCACGGACCCCAAAGCCGCUCAGAAUUUAACCCCUACUGCGCUCUCUCGUAACCUGGCUGCCCACGCUGCUGUCAACCCGGAUAUACCCACGAAAGGGUCCAAAGCGUUCCUCGCAAACCAAUUAGGGGAACUCCUGGAGAAUCGACGGGCCGACCUGUAUGCACGAGAACUCAUAGGUCUGGACUGAGACCGCUGUGUGGCUUGCAUGGUUGAUUUGGUUCCGGCUAAGCUAUUAUUUCGCUCCCCUAUCGUAUUUGGUCAUGGUACCCUAGUUUGACUGGACCAUACGCUUCCAGUUGCACCCUUCGAUAAUUGUAUCCAAUUAAAAGCGUAGUCCGCAUAACAACUGAGCAGUCGAAACAGAUGUUAUCUGAGAAUAUUAAACGAACGGAAAAGUUAACGAACGUGGAGGGGUCAACGAAUGUGGAAGGUCCUUCAGUCCUUGUGUGACCAACUGGACGUUGUGGAUGGGCGUUGAGCUGAACGUACCUCAGUGGAAGGUAGGUCGGGCACCCCGCACUCUCGUUCUGCCAUCCUGCAAGCGUUCAGUAAUGAUGGGGCUUGCGGCCGGUCUAAACUUGUGCUCCUUCGAAUACCUACAUGAUAGGGCUAUACCUGUGAGUCUACU